AUGGGUGGCGCUCAACGUCGGUGGAGUGCAUGUGGAGUGCGAUUUUCGACGACGCGGUCGACUCUCACAUCGUUGCCUGGAACCGUGCUCGCCACGAUGUUUGCGCCUGGCUCGCAGUUCUCGCUGCACCGCGACACUGAAGGCGCGGUGCUCAUCGACCGGGACGGCCGCUACUUUGGCGUGAUUCUCAAUUUUCUGAGGCACGGCACGCUCGUCAUCGACCCCGGCCUCGCCGCCCGCGGUGUGUACGAAGAGUCCGUCUUCUUUGGAUUGGAUGCCAUCGCUGCCGCGCUCUCGCCACCGCCGCCGCCCGCGGCGGCUCCAAGCACAUCGGAGUUUCAGAUGUUGAUUCAUGUGGGUAGGAGGCCUAAACCGACCAAACCCUACAUCCUACACCCCAAAGCCCACUAA
This is a messenger RNA of Symbiodinium natans, 411 nucleotides long. The record is from the annotation of a GenBank genome assembly. Lineage: Eukaryota; Dinophyceae; Suessiales; Symbiodiniaceae.